AUUCUCCCAGGACUUUCCUACGCCGGCCGUGCGGACAGUUACCGGACGAGCGCCUGGUCCUUAGGAGAGAAAUACAUCGCAGAACACAACGGCUGGUUCCUGGAGCAACAGACGCAGUUUUUGCUGGGAAGGGAGAACUUUAAUAACUUCCUGAAGUUCAUGGGGCACCUGUCCCAUCAGUGUGACCGGCUGCUCGGGGACACGGAGAUGAUGACUUUCCUCCAGAGGGAGCGCUACGACAUCGCCAUCCUGGAUGCAUUCAACCCCUGCUCCUUCAUCCUGGCACGCAAACUCGGUAUCCACUCCGUGGCGUUCUACCCCGGCGCUCUGAACGGUCCUCUCCCCAGCCCCGUCGCCUCCAUCCCAGUCUUCAGCUCCCGGCUGACCGCCCGAAUGAACCUUUUGGCUCGGGCAAAGAACCUCUUUUAUUCUCUCUUGGCUCUCAUAGGCCAGGAACGUGUAUGGUCGACUUUUAUGGAAGUGGCCGAGCGCCACCUGGAGUCGGGCCCCCCCCCCCCUGGGGGUCUGGAGGAGCUGCAUCAAGGAGCUGAGCUGUGGGCCUUCAACACCGACUUCUCCCUGGAGUUCCCCCAGCCCCUCCCGCCCGACGCCGUGCUGGUGGGGGGUGUCCUCAACAAACCGGCCACGCCCCUGGACCAGGAUCUUGAGUUGUGGAUCUCCAAUUUCGGAGAGGCGGGUUUCGUUGUCGUGACUCUGGGAUCGAUGGUCUCGUCGGUCUCUGUGGACUCUCUGCUCGUGGAGCUGGUGGCUGGUUUCUCUAGGAUCCCUCAGGGGGUGCUCUGGAGGUACGACCAAGAGCGAUGGCCGUCUCACCUGGAGAAACCUCCCAAUCUGAGGCCCGUGGACUGGUUGCCUCUCAAUGACCUGCUGGGUAGGAGCAGUCCGCCUCUCUUGUGCUGCACAAACACAAAAGGCGGGUUACGGUCAACGGGAGACGGUCAAACGGCCAUUCCAGAUGUUCCAAGCAUCGUGAAGGAAGUCCGAAAUGAAGUCACCGCUGCGCUGCAUCUCCUCUCUCGUCCUCUUCACAUAUAAAUAGACACCACAAGACUCAAGUGUAUUUAUCAUUUCCUCUGGAAACCUUCAGACGGACAUCUCAGUUCUGUGUUACCCGUUUGUCCUCGACUCACUUUCAGGACCGAGAGGAGACGUUUCUCGCGACCUUGAAAUAGUGCCGAUGUUUAAUGAAUAAGACAUGCUUGAUGUAACUGUUAAUACAGCUCACCUUUAAAUAAAUAUAGUAAAUGGC
This is a messenger RNA of Pseudoliparis swirei, 1270 nucleotides long. RefSeq names its product UDP-glucuronosyltransferase 3A1-like. The transcript is spliced from 6 exons. Lineage: Eukaryota; Metazoa; Chordata; Actinopteri; Perciformes; Liparidae. The annotation marks the transcript as partial. The record is from RefSeq and is a predicted model, not a curated record. Gene Ontology annotation, molecular function: UDP-glycosyltransferase activity.